CCUAGGGCGUGAGCAAAAUGGCGCGCGUCGAUAUUUCUCUCGGCUAUGGCGCCCUCGACGGCCAGGUGCUAGGGUUUCUGGCCAGGGAGCUCAUCGCCUUCGUCCUCUACAUGCACCAGCAAAUGCCGAGGACAUUUGAUCAGAUGCAAAUUGAGCUGCGAGGCAUGGAAGGGAGUGUUCGUGACGAAACGACCCGCAAAUCGCUCGGCAAGAACUUGCAAAGAUUCGUCCGAAAGACGAAGAAGCUCCACAAGUUCUUGGAUUGCGUCGAGAGGCUGAUGGUGGCGGUAGAGAGCGCGAUCGACAGCACUGCCCCAGGCGUUGUGGAGAUUGUGCUUCUCAUCGGAUCCAACGUCGCGCGGCCACAGGUAGUUUACAGAUUGAAGAGCUUUGGAGAACUGUCGGAUUCUUCGUCGUCGGAGGAGAAAACAAAGAUCGAUCUCAAGCAGCUCACGACAAAGAUGAUUCGAGAGCUUCUGUCGAGUGGUAUCACGGAGAAAGUCGCAGGGCCGACGAAGCUAUUUCUUCUUGUAAAAGCUUCCCCAGAGUUCAUGCCAACACUGUCAGAGAACUUUCUUCCCAAAAGAGCAUUUGCAUGGAACUCCGCCAAGGCAUCUGAGAUAUCAAUCGACUUCCUGCGAGGAGAAAGCCUAGAAGAAGCUAACAGCGAGAAAAUCUGGUACUGGAACUACUUUCGUAAAGUUCUUGUCCAAGCUUGCUGUAACCACAGGUUCCAAUGCCGCCAUUUUGUGAAAGGACAACCAUCGUCCAAGGAGUUGUGCUGAUCAGGCUCGACAUAUCAGCAAUGUUCUCGAUAAAAAAUUACUCGCUUAGAGCUCAGUGACGCAGGUUCUCCAAGCCAAGAGUCGUAUAGAGAUUUUACAAUGGGGUUAUCAAAGGGAUCCUUCAUCUCUACCUGCAAUCCCAAACAGAGAUUUGAGCAAAA
Selaginella moellendorffii is the source of this 946-nucleotide messenger RNA. RefSeq lists its product as uncharacterized. The transcript is spliced from 7 exons. NCBI's taxonomy places the organism in Eukaryota, Viridiplantae, Streptophyta, Lycopodiopsida, Selaginellales, Selaginellaceae. Gene Ontology annotation, biological process: regulation of exit from mitosis. Bases 18 to 785 code for a protein of 255 amino acids. The record is from RefSeq and is a predicted model, not a curated record. Gene Ontology annotation, cellular component: nucleus.